Messenger RNA from Ostreobium quekettii, 1065 nucleotides. The record is from the annotation of a GenBank genome assembly. Lineage: Eukaryota; Viridiplantae; Chlorophyta; Ulvophyceae; Bryopsidales; Ostreobiaceae.
AUGACGGUGGGUAGCUUCCUGUGCCUGUGCCCGCCCAAGGCGAUCGAACUGGGCGGCUCGGGCCGCGCCAGCCGGCCAGACCAUCGGGAUCGCAUCCGAUCCGCAUUGGAGGGGCUGGAUUUCGGCGGGAGGACCAAGACGGUGAUCUGCAUGCCCGGCGGCGGGCUGGCGGUGGAGGGCGCGGGGUGCUGCCCGGAGGUGGCGGUCGUGGGGCCGCUGAUGGCGGUGCUGAGCGGGACGAUCCAGAAUUAUGCGUACUUGGUGAGGAAGUACUUCGUGGAGGAGGUGGGGAUGGGGCGGGGCGUGAGCCUGGAGGACCUGAGGCAGACGACGCCGAUCAGGGACGCCGCCCUGCUCUGCAGGCUGUACCAGCGCCUGGGCACAGACAUGCUGGCCAAGCUGCGUGGCCGCUUCGCCUUCUGCCUCUAUGACUCCAGCACUGUGCGCGUGCUGGCCGCCAGGGAUGCCUCCGGCGCCGUGGGCCUUGUCCAGGGGACCACAUCCUCCGGCGACCUCUUUGUGGCAUCUGGAGAAAUCCUCCCCCCCCUCACAGCCAAAGUUGCAGAAAUCCAGCCCGGGAUGUACAAAUAUGGCUGGCGGGCUCCUCCCAGAAAAUACGCCGAUCGCCACGAGCUGAUCGAGAGCAAGGCCGCAGCGGCAUCGCAUGCGGCCAGUGCCGCUCUAUCUGGGAUCUUUGUGAGGGACUGUGGUGCAUCGGAAGCGCUGGAUUCUGAAAAUAUGGGCAGGAUUCUGACACAGUCCAGCAGUGCCGGAUCUGCGAUCCCAAAGUUUAGGACCAAGGCAGAGGUUCGGGAGUGGGCGGCGGACGUGACUCAAGAAGCGAUCGAGGCCUACGAGGCCAUGGGGGCAGCCUUGUGCCCUCUGCACAUUGCAGGGGGGGCCGGGGGGAGGAGGGGGGGCGGGGAGGGGGUGUGGGCAGGCACUUGGUGCCUGGGAGGGAAGGACAUGGGGCAGAGGGAAGGCAGCACCAGCGGGCUGGACUCUGGAGUCACUGCAGGGUCUUCAGAGGAGUCCUGCGGGACUGGGGUCGAUGGGGUGCGGUAG